Molecule: messenger RNA, 279 nt
Organism: Polyodon spathula (Mississippi paddlefish)
Lineage: Eukaryota; Metazoa; Chordata; Actinopteri; Acipenseriformes; Polyodontidae
Product: histone H4-like
Exons: 1
Coding region: 1-279 (92 amino acids)
Biological process (GO): nucleosome assembly
Molecular function (GO): DNA binding; structural constituent of chromatin; protein heterodimerization activity
Source: RefSeq, a predicted model, not a curated record
AUGUCUAGAAGAGGCAAAGGUGGUAACCGUAAAGUGUUGCGUGAUAAUAUCCAGGGAAUCACCAAACCUGCUAUCCGCCGUCUAGCUCGUCGUGGCGGAGUGAAGCGAAUCUCCAGCCUGAUCUAUGAGGAGACCCGCGGGGUGCUGAAAGUGUUCCUGGAGAAUGUGAUCCGCGAUGCCGUCGCCUACACCGAGCACGCGAAGAGGAAGACCGUCACCGCCAUGGAUGCGCUGAAUGCGCUGAAGCGCCAGGGUCCACUGUAUGGAUUUGGAGGUUAA